AAGACUGUAGGCGCUCAACAGAGAUCGUAACCGGUGCGACACCAGAGUCAAUGCAUGUUUGAGUAGUGUUGUUUUAUUUCUACCCCUGCUUAGUUUUCUGUAGCACGAGGACUUCUUGGUAGCUUGUCCACCGCUGUCCUGCGUGCCAUGUUUGUGAGUGCUCUUCUGCUGAUUGCUGUGUUCUUUUUCCAGGAUGAGUGCCUCUGCAUUAAGGUGGGUGCGACGAUCGCAGCGAAGCCGUUCCUCUCUCUACCGGAGUUGCAGAGGACGAGGCAAACGUGCCGGCUAUCCCAUGGGUGCUUUGGUGCCGGACCGCUGCCUCCAGCGGCGUUUGACGAGCGGGUGGGGGAAAGCGGCAAGCAGGCUGGUUUUUUGGGAGGCACGCUGCAGCCGCCGCCGCACGCUCGUGGGGAUGAUAGCAACUCUUCAGCGGUGUUUCUGCAACGCGCCGACGCUGGCUCUGUGCAGCUAGCAGCAGCAAGACCCCGCGAAGAUGCAGGAGCAAGCGAGGGGCCGCAGGAUGGCUACUUCGGCGGCACGACUCAAGACCUAAUCGGGGAUGAUUUCGCAUCGGAAGUAAGGUUACCACCCGUGGAAGUUGCGGUGGAUCGUGCGAAAGUUGGUGUUUCCGGGUCACGUCCACGGAAUUAUAAAGAAGGUAGCGCUUAUUUCCACGUUCCAGCUCCUCUAGACGACGACUGGGAUGUUGAUCCCGACCAGCUGGAGGAACAGGCUUCUACCUACGCCAGUACAGCAUAUUGUUCCCCCGCGACGCAAACUGCCUCGCCUUUAUCGACGGAUCAUGCAAAACUGUCUCCCACCCACGACGAUCGCUACAGCUUCGGCCUGGCGACGCUGCUGCCCGAGCCGACUGCACAGCCUGACACGACAGAGGGCAGCCCAGUAUUUGGAUCUGCGGCCGCAGCGACGCCGUCACGUGAAGUCGACACAAGUGCUGGCAUGUCGAAGAAUGGGAGACGAAUUACGGUGCCCGCGAGCGACCAAAGUUCGUUUUUCGAGGCGGUAAUUUCUGCAGAACAAGCACACAGUACGUCUACCGGCCGAAGGCUACCACUGCAACCUUCCGCCCAAUUCCAGCCGUUCCAGUUUAGGCCUGACUCGCGGAAGGAGUCCAUUGUUGCACCAUCCGUUCGGCAUGCCAAGGAAAAACUCAGCGGGACGAUGAAAGGCGAGGCGGCGUUCGCAAUGCAAAAAGCGUCAUCGCCGUCGGGUCGGGAGCCAGGCAAUAGACUGCAAGGCGCGGUAGAGCGUCGCGGGACGUCGGCCGGGGACGCGUCUGUGGGAACUGCUUUCUUCACCAGACCAGACCACGCGGAGAGCAGCCCCAUACAAGAGUUGCGUGCAACGAGACCACCAAAGUCAAUGGAUCCGUGCGCCAGGCUGCUGCGGGAUCGGAUCCUCGAGCCUGGAGAGAAUGAUGAUCGAGUCGUAGCUCCUCAUGACGAUGCUGCUGGUGCUGGCGCUUCUUGCCGGAAAAUGGAGCAGCAGAAGUACCCCCUCUGCGCGCUCUUAUUCGAUUUGCUGGAGCCUGUCGGGAUCAACCCAAGAUCAGCUGCUUUCAGUGCGCCGCGCGCGGGUAAAAUUGAAGAGGCUGAGAGUUGUGCGGGCAUUUUCCGUGGCGGGUGUGCUGUUGAUGGGAAUUUGUCGGAAGGAACAAACCUUCAGCGAACUAGCAGCUCCAGUUCUUCCUCAGGCGCGUCUACUGCUGCAAGUAGUUCGGCACAACAACCUGGCGGGAGCGAAAGCAGAAGCGGUUUCACCUCACAAGCUGGCAAUGUUGUCGCAGCUAGUACCACGAGGACCCCGGCGGUUCCGUGUUACGAGUGGAUGCUGCAACAAGCAGGGACCCACGGCCUGCUAGCACAGGAAGCGCGAAAAUCCGACGCGCGCAAAGCCCGAGCCCGGGAAACCAGAGUCACAGAUUUGCGUUCCUGUCUCGCGCCACCGCCGGCAAAGUUGGUGCGCGCCACCUGCUGCCCGAUUGAGCAAGCUCGGUUCCUGUCUGCGCUUUACCGCCCGUUCAACGAGGUUCUACCGAUUUACAGUGGGUCUGGGAGGGCACAACAACCAAGCGGCGCAGCAGGACGGGCAGCAGUACUGGUCCCCACAGAUCAUAAUUCUGGCGCGAGUAAAGCGGAGGAAACAUCAUUGGGCGAAACGCCUGUAGAAAGUCUGUCCUCUUCAACAUCUGCGAUCGCCACGUUUCUCAAGGUGUUACUCCUUUCCGACAAGGUGUCGCGAAUCCUUGCGCUGGAGGAGGACGGUGAUGAUUCCGGACCACCUGCUUCAAGACCCCCAUCUACGUCUCAGGCGCGCUGCCUCAGAGGAAGCACAGACAACAAAGUGUGGAAGACGUUUCCGCGCCUGCUGCGCAAAAACCACGGCCCCGGGCAACACAAGGGGCGACAGGGACGAAAGGUGAAGAAGUUUCUGGUGUACUUCUUCUCCGAAACACAAAAAGCACCAGGGAAAGCAAACCAGACCGCAUCUUCUCGAGGGGGCGGGGGUGAUACCACUGCACCUUAUGCCGUAGCGCCUUUGCUGGAUCAGCUGGCGGGGCCGCUGGGGCAGAUAGCACAUCACAUGCUGGGGGGCGACGAGGUCGGAAGACCUACUGCUAGUAGUUCUACCUCUGGUCCACCUUGUUCUGGUGCGGGUCCCGUCGAUGAAUUAGGCUUCGGCCUCUACUUCGAGCAAGAUAUUGGCUGUGCUCCUGCCGGAAAGGCGACAGGAAUGGCAGCAGAAAAAGACGAUAUAUCGUCCCGUAGUUGCUGCAAAGCCGGAUCAGCGGGAGCGUCCGAUGUAGCUGUAUUUUUGCACGACGAAGCGGGCCACGUCGUGCAUGCGGGUGAAAAUAAGGAAAUAAAGUCCGGCGACGACCAGGAGCAGUCGCCCUGCGUGCGCGCGGUUCUCUGCAACGUACGUGCCUACCAGGUUCCGGUAAUGCUUCCUUUGUUGGAGCAGCUGCGCCGCGCUGCGGCCUUCCCAGACCAGGUCGAGCGGGAACUGCAGACGGAGUGCAGUCUGGCCACCGUGGAGGAAAGCGUCCUGCUGCACUUGAGUAGAAUGCUGCACUGCAGUCCGGAAUCGUGA
Messenger RNA from Amoebophrya sp. A120, 3114 nucleotides. Lineage: Eukaryota; Dinophyceae; Syndiniales; Amoebophryaceae. The record is from the annotation of a GenBank genome assembly.